AUGAUCAGCAACCUGUCGGUGUGUUUUCGGCCGAAGGCUGAUUGGGCAAAGCGGAAAUUGUACACAUUUCUUCCGCCUAUUCCGUCCGAUCUUCCCUUCUCUCGUCAACUUCGACGCCUCUUUGCAUCCUCCUCACUUUCCUCGCCACCUUCGCUCCACUCACGCGUUCACUCGCCUCUCCGCCAUUUAGACCUCCGUUUGCCUCUCCACAGGACGCUGUGGUACAGCCCUUUUAACCCACCUGAGUCAGGUUAUUCAUGCCAAACUGUUACAUCGCCCCGUAGGAUGAUCCUUCUCAAAUCUAUUUGUCUUAACCUGCUACCUGAAGCCUCCUUCGCUUGA
Protopolystoma xenopodis is the source of this 342-nucleotide messenger RNA. NCBI's taxonomy places the organism in Eukaryota, Metazoa, Platyhelminthes, Monogenea, Polystomatidea, Polystomatidae. The record is from the annotation of a GenBank genome assembly.